Linum trigynum is the source of this 3619-nucleotide messenger RNA. The record is from the annotation of a GenBank genome assembly. Lineage: Eukaryota; Viridiplantae; Streptophyta; Magnoliopsida; Malpighiales; Linaceae.
AUUUUGAAAAUUUUAUUAUUAUCCAAAUUCGUGCUAGACUGAGGAGCAGCUGCAUGCUGUGUUUUAACCUAUUGUUUGGAUUCCAUUCCAUGGAACGAAUGGAUCGUAUUCUCUUCUCUUCAAUCUUUGCUACAGACAUAUGUAUAUGAACACUGAAGAAAGAAGGACACCUCACUCACAUGUGAACCCUUUUUUUCUUCUUUUCCAUCUACUUUUUUUUUUUUUUACCGUUUAAGUCAAUCCCUUAUUUUCUGGCUAUCCCUUGACUUCAACAGUUCAACGCCAUAUUUUAACUAUAUACCUAAUAAUUCUUACUAUUUUUUAUAUUUAUUAAAUUAUUAUGGUAAUAAUUUGUGGAAUUCAUGCAGGCGGGACAGUUUCAUCACCCACAGGGCUUUCUGCGACGCACUAGCUCAGGAGAGCGCCAGAAACCCACCGCCCUCCCUCUCCUCCCUCGGCUCCCACCUCUUCGCCGGCGCCGGCGGAGCAGCCAACAACAUGACCCUAGGCAUCUCCUCCACCGCUCAUUCCUCCGCCGCAGCCGACAUCCUCCGCCUCGGCGGAUCCACCACUGGCGGAGCCGGACAGUUCGACCACCUCCUCCCUCCUUCGACGACCACGACAACAACCUCGCAGCAGUUCCGAAACCAGCCCCACUUGUCGCCUUCCUCCGCCGCUUUCUUCAUGCAACAACAAGAUCAGAACAACAGCUACCAGCCAUUCCACCAUACCCUAAUGCAGCAGCAGCAGCAGUUUUCCUCCGAUCCUAACAACGCGGCCGGUGGCGGCGCAGCCGCCAACCAACUCUUCAACCUAGGGUUCUUCCCCAACUCCUCCACCGCCGGCAUCGACAGCACCACCAGCACCAACAACAACAACAACAACGCUACCCUCUUCACCAAUCAUAACAACAACAACCACAGCGGCGGCGGCGACGAUCAUCAUCAUCAUCAUCACCAGAUGAUGAUGGGAUCAUCCACCGGCGGCAGCGUCCCUCUCUUCAGCUCCUCCUCCGUCCACCAGCAGCAAAUGAACAACAUGGUGGCCCACAUGUCGGCCACGGCGCUGCUCCAGAAGGCGGCGCAGAUGGGCUCCACCACCAACUCCAACCCCAACGCCACCACCAGCGCCUCACUUCUCAGAAGCGCAUUCGCCGCCGGCCCCAACCACAACAACCAAAAAUCAUCAUCGUCGUCAUCAGGCGAAAAGCAGCAUCACCCCCCACCGCCGAGCCUCGGAAGCUUCGGUGGCUCGUUCUUCGGCGACGUGGACACGAACAACAGCAACAACAACCUCCACGACCUCAUGAUGAACUCCUUCGCAGCCGCCGCCGGGAACAACAACAACAACAACAACAACUCGCCGUCUAUGUUCAACAUGGAGGAAGGGAACCACAACCAGAGCAGCGGCAACAACAACAACAACAACAACAAUAACGGUGGCAGUAGUAGUAACAACAAGAAGUUGACGAGGGAUUUCCUUGGAGUUGGACACGUGGCGGCGGUCAGAGGCAUCGCCGGCGGCACCACUACCAGCAAUAUCUCUCAGAAUCAGCAGCAGCAGGUAGGGGCGGCGUUGGAGAGAAGCUCGUCGUUGGAUUCGGAGAGGAACAAUAACAACAGCAUGGGGAGUCACUCUUCUUUCGGGGGAAACCCUAGCUUCCAAUGAAAAUCAUGAAAGUCAACCAUGCACUGGAAAGCAGGAUAUGAUGAUGACCAUGUUGGCGCAAAAGGAAUCGAGGUACGUCAAAAUUCGAAAAGUAUUUUUUUUUAACUGUUUCAUAUAUAUGGUUAGAGUACUGUUAUUCUUUUCGUUUUUUUACUGAGUGACUGACAAAGAUAGAGUUUUUGCAUGGUGAGAUGGGUCCACGAGUGGGAAAAACACGAGAUGGAGUGGAGAGUGGGGGCAAUGGGAGAUUUUGUGUUCUUUCGCUUGUCUUUUCCCAUAUCAUUUUUUAUGAUUAUGAAGAAAAGGAAAUAGAGAGAAGGGUAGGGAAAUACAAUGAAGAAGGGAAUGAUGGUAGUAAUAAUGUAAUCGAGGAUCGAAUAAUAUGAGGCUGGCAAAGGGGAAGAGAGUCACGAGAGUUGGUCCUUCCUUAGGAUUCCCUUUGGGCCUUCAACUUCUUCUUCUUCUUCUUCUUCGAGCAUGAUAGAAUGUCGUAUGUGUCUCCCCUUCCCCACCCCCACUUGCCAUUUUUUUUGCCUUGUUCGGGGUAUUUUCUUUACUUGAAAUGAUGCAUUCACGACUCACGUGUGUGUCUAGCCAACUUAAGUGCUCAUUUGUAGAAUUGAAAUCUAAAUAGGUAGAUUGUUUCUCUAAACGAGUCCUACAUUAUUAUGAUAACAAAAAAAAAAAAAAAAAAAAAAACUUGUUGGGUAGCUAGCACGCCACUAUGUAUUAGUAGCGUCGUCCAUGUGUAAAUUUGAAGAGUGUUUUUAGUCAUAGUUGCAUAUACCUAAAGGGAGCUAGACCUAAAUAAUGGGAAUAUGGUAAGAAGAACAUAUAUGUAUAACUGUAAAUUGUAAUGCAUGGGUGGUAGCAGCAGCAGCAGUCACAUGCAUGGGCUGGCUGACAGCACAAUGGGGGCAUUGGGAGCCACCCACAUCACUAACAAAAUCUAUGCUAUGUAGCCACCACAGUCCAUGCAAUUGAUUGAGACAUGUUCUACCCUUACCCACCUGAUUUUCCUACUACUAUAUAGUUCACUAAAUACUAGGGGUGGGAAUUCGGUCCCGGUUUUUCGGUCAAACCAAAACCGAGCAGUUAAAACCGUACCGGUUGUGACCGGAAACCGAAUUGCCAUUUACCCAAUCCAAUUUUCGGUUGUAUUGCACACCAACCUGGUCCAAUUCGUUUAAGCCUGGAAAAAUUGGAUAUUAAAUUAUUAAUAAACCCAACACUGUCCAGCCAACCCAAGCCUACUAUCAGCCCAACCCAGCCAGCCCACCCUCAAACCCUCACUCCCUAGUUGGCCCGUUACCCACCCCCGCUCCCUAUCCAAAAUCUAAACAACGAAACCUAGCCUCCCCACCAACCCUCUCGAUCUCCACUUCACUGCCCCCUCAAUCCCCUCGAACUCUUUAGUCCCUCCAUACCUCAACAGACAUCCAAACUCACCGCCUCCCUCAAACAAUCAAUCUCUCUUCGCUUAGACCUUACCGCUGACACCCACCCUCACUGACACGAUGACAUUCGCCUCUGGUCUUGGCGACGGCUGAUCGUCAACGACGGAUGAUUUUUCUUCUUCUCUCAAGUCAAUUUAAUCGUCAAUUUGAGUGUAUCCGGUUGUUUGGUCAAAACCGUAUUGCAUCCAAUCCGGUUUGGUCAAAACCGGGUACCAAUCCAAUUCCGUCCUCGAUCAUGGUGUUGUCCAAUACGGUUGUAAAAAACCGGGUCAAUUAAACCGGACUGUUUAACAGCCCUACUAAAUACCAUCAUUUCCGACCUUCUAACCAAAUGAAGUCACUAAUUUUUGUGCUCUUGGUAGGUAUCUCAUCCAAAGGAAGGAUGUUUCUGAAUUGUCCCCCCCCCCCCCCCCCCCCCCCCCCCCCCCCCCAAGAUUUAUAAGGAUGAGAGAGAAAUAUCUAUUUACAUUAAAUUAUAAAUAUUUGUAUUAUUA